AUGCUAGAGAUCAAUUCUCGGUUCGCAGUUAUCGAUGGAUGGCUGGUAGAUGUCCUAAAGCGAAAGCCCAUCAAUUUUUGGUGUCCCGAAAUAAGGUUGCUAUUACCGAAUGACAACGACUAUGAGAAGUUAUUACGGCAAAAUUUGCUUGACUGGACACAAUUGAAAAAGGAUUCUACAUCAAUUCUCGUAGGAGUGUAUUCUGCAGAAUUAUUCAAACACAUAAGGCUAGUUUUGCGAGAGUUUUUCCUAUUGGAAGAUGGAAGGAUAGUCCUAAAGAGAAUGAGGAAUAAAUUGCAUUACAAAGUGGUUAAAACGUUCGCUCGUAAAUGUUGCAGGCUAUUUUUGCCAAAAUGGGGCACCAUAUAUAUAUAUCCGUUGUUACAAGAUAACCAAGUUUGUUCAGAUGGAGUUCGCCAGUUUGCGUUGGAUGUCGAGCCUAAUUUGGAGUAUCCACUAAUCGACAUCGAUUUCAAUUACCAGUACACUAUAAUUGAGGGAUUUCUCCUAUACCUAAAUGAAAGGCGACCUUGCAAGUGGAACGAUAAUGACUUGAGAAAUCGGAUUGGUUUAAAAGCAUGGGCUAGCUUGAAAAAGCUUUACAAUCCAAUGAGCCUCGACAUAGUUUACAAUUUGGACUCAAACUAUUACUUUGUGAAGGACGAUCGGUUCUUCCAACUGUUGGGUAGAAGAGUUUUUGUAAAAUUUUGCGAAGUAAUGAAGAAUAAAACGAAUGGCAAUGGCCCAUCUUUUUAUUGUGCAAGGACAACCACCGCAAAAGCUACACAUAUUGCAUAUGUUUUGACAGAUACAACACUUAAUCACCAUACGGUUAGGAAGAACGUUUACAGGUUCAUUGUUAGAGAACGACCAAUUGUAGAGAGUAUCACUUCUACCUUGAACCCUUCUGAAUUAAAAAAACAGUUGUUUACCGAAGUAAAUGUUAUAAAAAAUGCCUUCUCAACCUAUAUCUCUCAAUUAGAAAACCAACUCAUCCAAUAUGUUGGUCAAGCAGGGGGGAGUAAUAUCAGAACGGACGAAGUUUCUGGCGAGGUCCUUGAUCAAAUUCCCAAGUUUCCUGCGUCUAAAGUCACUUUGUCGCUGAUUGCGGCCGGUGAAGAUAGAAGAUAUAUUGAGCUACUUCAGGAAUUAGCAAACAGGUUGGAAAAAAUAUGCGUGGAAGAGGCCUCGCAAUCCUUGGGAAGUAUUAGAGCUACUUUUGAUCCGAAUCCUGAAAUGCGAGCCAGAUUUGAUGAAGAAUAUCGUCAAAGCAUUGCUGAAUAUAAAAGAACACUCAAACUUAUCAAAGAGGAUCUUCUGCUUGUAUUAGUAAAGCAGCUUGGUAAUAAAAUGGUACCCGAGAAAGGAUUCACGAGAGAAGAGUAUGUUUCGCCCAGGUUUCUAGUAGCUGAUGGAUUUUUAAUCGAUCUGGCAGAGGAAAAGCCAAUUGACCCAAAGGACCCGCGUUUGCUGACGCUCUUAAAAGAUUAUCAAGCUGACAUUGUUGCCCAAAUGAAGCUUAUCAUUUGGGAUGACUUCAAAAAGUUACAGGAUCCGAUCCCGUUGCAAGCUAAAACCGUAUUUAAACUUUGUAAACAAAUAAAAAAGAAAUUCCUACAAGAUGCGGACUUCAGACUACACACACUACCUCCAGGGGAAAAAACAACUGAUGUACGAAUGACAAUCCGGUAUCCUUGUAUUCCCAUCCGCUUGGAUGAAAACACCGUUAAAUACCUGUAUGAUGACAGCAUUAUUCCAGGAUCUGAGAAGACAUCAUUAUCUAAAACACUUCAAUCAAAUUAUCAAUGGGGGGAGCAACAGCAGAAAGACCCCGAGUUACUCUUUCAAGAGGCCGUUAAGCGCAUGCGCCUUUUAACAACUUACGAAGAAUCGAGGGCAAGAUAUAUUGCUGCUUUUGAAAAACUGCGCACAGAAAAUUAUGGGAACUAA
Saccharomyces kudriavzevii IFO 1802 is the source of this 1950-nucleotide messenger RNA. RefSeq names its product Sir1p (gene SIR1). The record is from RefSeq and is a predicted model, not a curated record. The transcript has a single exon. Lineage: Eukaryota; Fungi; Ascomycota; Saccharomycetes; Saccharomycetales; Saccharomycetaceae. Bases 1 to 1950 code for a protein of 649 amino acids.